Daldinia childiae is the source of this 471-nucleotide messenger RNA. RefSeq lists its product as uncharacterized. NCBI's taxonomy places the organism in Eukaryota, Fungi, Ascomycota, Sordariomycetes, Xylariales, Hypoxylaceae. The record is from RefSeq and is a predicted model, not a curated record. The transcript has 2 exons. The coding region runs from base 1 to 471 and encodes 156 amino acids.
AUGCCUCAAGCUUCGAGAGAGUCGGGCCAAUCGGCCAUUAUCGAUGACAUCGAUGCUAUCACACCAUGUCCCCUUACGCGUAGCGGUCCUAAAGCAAUUAAUGAAUCCGGAAUCAUCAACUCGAUCAACAAGUUCCAAGAGUCAAGAUCUCCGUCACCUUGUUCUGAGUGUUCAUCGGACAGCACGCACGCAUCCAGGAGUAGAAGACGAGAAUCCCUCAAGGCCUUAGAAGAAGGCACAGAAGGCGACCCUGAAAGACUAUGGGAACGGAUGCUUGCGCUUCAGCAAAUUUACGGCUGCUAUAAUUCAGCUAGGAUGAGCGCAGCACUUAGCUCGGGGGACGUCAGCUUGCUAUUGCCUUCCAAGGCAUGUCUGAACCUUCUCAAUGAGAAUAUAUCUUUUCUGCCCGACGAAACAGGGGGAGCAUUUGGAGAGUGGAAGCCGAACGCCGGGAGCAGGCGCAGUCAUUAA